Messenger RNA from Neoarius graeffei (lesser salmon catfish), 2118 nucleotides. RefSeq names its product immunoglobulin superfamily containing leucine-rich repeat 2 (gene islr2). The transcript has a single exon. Bases 1 to 2118 code for a protein of 705 amino acids. Gene Ontology annotation, molecular function: protein binding. NCBI's taxonomy places the organism in Eukaryota, Metazoa, Chordata, Actinopteri, Siluriformes, Ariidae. The record is from RefSeq and is a predicted model, not a curated record.
AUGGCGACCAGCUACUCGGUGAUCCUUGCCUUGGGGAUUGCAGUGAUUACCCUUGCAGUGACUGUGCAGUGCUGUCCUAUGCAGUGUACUUGCUCAGAUAAAAAUCUCCAUCACCUUGUGGAAUGUGCUUACAGAGAUCUUCAGCUGGUACCUGAGGGCUUGCCAUCCAAUGCGACCACUCUUAGCUUUACAGCAAAUAAAAUCAAAGUGUUGAAAUCCCAAAAUUUUGUGGCUGUGCCCCAGGUUAUAUCUCUUUGGCUGGCCCACAAUGAAAUUGUCACCAUUGAGAGAAACACGCUGGCACCAAUGGCUCAGUUAAAGAAUCUGGACGUAAGCCAUAAUAAAAUAGUAAAUUUCCCAUGGGAGGACCUUGCUAACCUCACUGCUCUACAGCUGCUGAAAAUGAACAACAAUGAGAUGGUCAGUCUGCCUAAGGACGCUUUCAUCAAUUCGAAAUAUCUGCGCACAGUUUGCAUCAACAAUAACAAGUUUGCUACUAUUGCAGAAGGAACUUUUGAUGCUCUUAUCUCCAUGUCACACCUACAGAUUUACAACAAUCCUUUCACCUGUUCGUGCAAACUGGAGUGGAUGAGGGACUGGCUCACUAAGUCUAAAAUUUCCAUUCCUGACAAGAAGAACAUCAUAUGUGAGGUGCCUGCCCAUUUAAAAGGUUUAGAGGUCACUCAGAUGCCAAAACUGGUAUGUCAAGCUCCAGCUGUUACCAUAAUCUAUCAGGCCCACAUUGAAAACGGAGAACUUCAUGAGGGGGAUAAAGUCAUCUUAAACUGUGAAACCAAAGGGAGCCCCAAACCUGAUGUUGAGUGGGAAGUAUUUGCAGGAAACCAAUUAUUUAAAUUCCCAUUGCCCUCAGUUGUUGAAAAUAGGGAGGUCCCUAUUAAUGAUGCACCCUCUAAUACAAAAUUCCUCAUCUUUCAAAAUGGAACUCUAAUCAUUCCUAAUAUGAGCAAAAAAGAAGAUGGAAACUAUAGCUGUUCUGCUACUAAUGACAUGGGCAAAGCUGAAGACACAGUGAAACUUGCAGUGGCUACUAAAGAUACCACAAACUCUGUGCUGGAUGAAAAGAAAGGUCCAACUAGCAAUAAGCCUGGCCCAGACAAUCCCAAAACCAAUGCAAUCCCCAACUAUGGGAAGUCCCAAAUUCCUCCAACUGGAACAACAUCCAUUAACAUUAAAACUGAACUGAAUACUUUACAAGUUACUGGUAAGUGUGGAAUAAGUGAUGGUACACAGUAUAUAUCCAAUCAUGCAUUUAACAUGAGCUUGGAUGACCUUAAACAGUAUACCUUUGACUUUGGGGUGAUUGCUUUGGAGGUGUCAGAGACUGAGGCUAAAGUCCAGCUUAAUCCUCUACAGAUGGCAAAUACCAAAUCAAAUCUUCACCUCAACCAACUCCAAGACCUGGAAACUGUGAAUAAGGAACCAUUCACUCUUUACCAGCCAUCGUCCAAAAAAUCUCCAAUAAACAUGCUGUAUGUUUGUGUGAGUACUGGCAAUGGACAUUCACUUGUUCAGUGGUCCAAGAUCGAGGACGGUAUCAAUACAUAUCGUUUCCAAGGUUUACGCCCAGGCACUAAUUACACUCUGUGUCUCACCUACGGAGACCAGGACUGCCAAGUCCAAGUUGUCUUUACGACAAGGAAGAAAAUCCCAUCAUUGCUUAUCAUAGUGGUGGUCAGCAUUUUCUUGCUGGCUCUGGCCACAGUACCCUUGCUAGGAGCCACCUGCUGUCACUUGUUGUACAAGUAUCAAGGGAAGACCUACAAGCUGAUUAUGAAGACACAGAAUGCGGAUCAGAUGGAAAAGCACAUAGCGACAGAUUUUGAUCCGAGAGCCUCUUUUGUGGGAUCAGACAAAAACUUCAAUGCAAGUGAGCUUGGUGAGGGAGAUGCUGAAGUUGAUAUGGAGGAAGGAGAAGAAGGAGAAGGAGAAGGUGGGGAAGUCGAGGGCAGUGUGGUGACCGAGUCCAUUCCUGAGUCGCAGUCCAAAACACAGGAGGAAUUUGAAGUGGGCUCUGAGUAUAGUGACAGGUUACCUUUAGGGGCUGAGGCAGUGAAUAUAUCUGAGGAAAUAAAUGGCAAUUAUAAAGAGCCGCGCUAA